Messenger RNA from Porites lobata, 1009 nucleotides. Lineage: Eukaryota; Metazoa; Cnidaria; Anthozoa; Scleractinia; Poritidae. The record is from the annotation of a GenBank genome assembly.
AUGACCAUUUGCCCAUAUCAUCGUUCAAGUCUUGGAAUCGGCUGGAGGGCAAGCUCCAAGUUGUGUUGCGUUCCUGAAAACGUAUCAGGUCACAGUGAGAGAGGACCACUAAAAGCGGAGCGAGGACUUAGUUUACGUCAAUCAACGAAGAUAUAUGAAGUCACAAAUGUUCUACUCCCUGUCGGAUCUGGUAAGGUUUUAAAUGUGUUCCGACCUAAGAUAGACUGUAGAGUUGGGGGAAAUUCCUGUUCCCUUCCUUUCAAAACGACCCCCCUCCUGACCCCCAGUGAUAGGGGCUUUUUUGCUGUCGCAUGCAAGCACGGAGGCAGGAGGUUACUUUCGUUACUUACUCACUCAUGUGCAACGUCCAACAUGUAAUUGUUCACUUAUAUUCGGCUGGUUGCGCUAAACUAGUUAAAUCAAAAUGACGGUCCAGGCGGGUUAUUGGUGUGGAAAUGGAUGGCGCUGGUAUCUUGAAUACUGUCAAGGACAAGAAACCAGGGUGCGUGCGGGCUGUUAAAUUUUGUAGAGGCUUAUUAUAACCAGGGCAUUUACUUUAAUAGUGUAUCCUGGUUUGAUGUUAAAACAAUCAUUCCAACCUAUUGACAUUAAUUUUACACCUGCCAGGAAUCUGCGUUCGAUGUCAAAAGUCUUUUGGAACACUGUUUGAAGGGUCACAUCAGACAACACCAAAAGAGGUUGAAAGUAUGACAGAUUGUUUGAGAAAAUUUAACUUGGUAAGAGUCUUUAGUAGUCUUUUGUGUUAAGGUGGCUACGAAUAAGAAUCAUUUUAACUAUUAUUAUUACUAUAAAUUUUUGUAUAAUUAUAUUUGCUUGAUUACACUUCUUUGUUUACUAGGGCGAUGAAACUGCAUCCUCCAGCAAUGUGACUGAAAUCAAAUCUCUUCCCGCUGAUCCUAUAACUUUAGGCGAGCAAGAUAAAACUCAAGCAGCAGUCGUUACGUCCAAGCGCCAGAGUCUCUACCUACCUCCAGAAGAUUCUGACUAG